This is a messenger RNA of Linum trigynum, 405 nucleotides long. The record is from the annotation of a GenBank genome assembly. NCBI's taxonomy places the organism in Eukaryota, Viridiplantae, Streptophyta, Magnoliopsida, Malpighiales, Linaceae.
AUGGCAACUGAAUCUGAUAUCAUAGACAAAAUAGCAAGUGUAAGCUUAACAGAAAAAGAGGAAACAAGCAUCAAUAUAGAAGAUUCCGAUGAAGAGAAGGGCAUUGAAGAAGUGAUUACCGAACUUGGAGUAGCAGGGAAAAUAAUUAAAGGUAGGCUUAGUUCGGCCAGGGUCACGAAGAACGUACUAAAAGAGGUCUGGCGGCUGAAGAAAGAUUUUGAUGUCAGAAUAAACCAGAAAGGUAUUAUGCUGAUGCAGUUUUAUUGCUACGAAGACAGGGAUAGGGUUCUCCUUGGAGGCCCUUGGCACUACGAGAAACAACUAAUUGUGUUCGAGAAAAUACCACCAGAUCUACAGACGAAAAGAAUCGACUUCUCAACAACGGAGAUAUGGAUCCGGAUCUGA